AUGCUAACGGAGUCAUUUAUUGCUGCCGUGCUGGCAGCCAACAAGCCAGCACAGCAUCUAGCCACGUCUUUGAAAGAUGUCGGCAUCUUUUUACACGAACUUCAACCCCAGCCGGUUCUCAGGCAUGGCUAUAAGAAGAGCUCGGUGCAGCCGCGAUGCAUGGCCGUGAGUAGAUCGCACGUAUUUACGGCACAAAGUGAGAAAGUCGUGGUCAACGUCUACAGUCGCGACAAGGGCAACCAGGAGGCCACCGUACCGUUUCCCGAGAAGAUCACCAGCCUGGUGUACGCGGAUGGUCCAGAGGUCUUGGUCAUGGGGACUGAGGAGGGCAAGCUGAUUCUGUGGGAGGUUGGCACUGGGAGGAUCACUACGUCCUCGGCGUCUCAUCUACAGGCAGUCUCCCAACUCUGCCUUACCCCCGACGAUUACCACAUCCUUUCAGCAUCAACGGACUCGACAGUCCUCGUCUGGUCUUUGAGCAGUCUUUUGUCGUUUCAGGGAGCGUCUGAGUCUUAUACAGAAGGUUCCGCCAUGAAGACGCCCGUGGCCACGUUUUCGCAGCAUCGAGAUGCGAUCACUGCUCUUGACUGUGGCCACUCGCGACCCAGUACGAAUUUCGCAGUAUCGGCAUCGAGAGAUGGAACCUGCCACAUCUGGCACAUCGAAACUUGCAGCAUUUUGCGAACAGUCCUCUUACCGUCUGCGCCUACUUGUUUGACACUUGAUCCAGCUGAUCGCGCAAUAUACCUAGGCGACACAUCUGGAAAGGUCACGAGUGUGGAUCUUUUGUCGUUGGGCAAGACUGGCAUGCCAAAGCCAUCCGACACGUCAUUGCCUGUCCAGGUAGGAGAAGAGGAUCAGUGGACACCUGCGUCUGAUCCUGGAUCUUGUCACACCAUUGCUCUCACAUACGACGCCACAGCUUUGCUGUCCGGGCAUGAAAACGGAUCCAUCCUCAAGUGGGACAUUGCUAAGCGCAAGGUAGCGAACGAUCUUGCCAAGUUGGGACAACCUGUGACCAAUUUGCGAAUGCUCGAGCCAGAAGGCCUUCAAAAGAAACAUCAGCGUGCCUUCUCGGUGCCUGAAGUUGUCAAGCCGAGACUAGAGUUCAACGCUCGUCUGGAACAUGGCACAUCUGGGAUUCCCGCCAACUACAAGCUUCACGCAGUGUUGACAGGUGCACCGAUGGACCAGGAGGUGGUUGAUGAUCCAUUCUCGGCUGCGAUAACGUCAAACGGCUGGCCAGCAUCAUUGCUCGAUGCGGCCAUCCGAGCCAUUGACGACGGCGCAGUUGCUGGCCCUUCGAACGGCAUUAGCGUAAGUGCGAUCAGGACCGAGCGCCUAGGGGAAGAAGUGGCCGAAUUGAAAAAGACCCUGGCUGCAUACAAAAAGACAGAGUUGGAGAUGAUGGAACGAAGUCUGGCGAGGAUGAAACAGCGCGAUGACAUUGACCUUCAGCGACGUCAAGCUUAUCAUGAUGCAAUCAAGAGAGGAGAGGAUAAGAAGACGGCCAAUGCUGCGAUGAAUGCCGCUAUGGAAGCGUCGAAAAAGGAACUGAAGGCUCUAGAGGUCGAGAGCGACGCGGAACCUUUCGAAGAGCCCGUGGAUACGAGCUGA
Messenger RNA from Cyphellophora europaea CBS 101466, 1617 nucleotides. RefSeq lists its product as uncharacterized. The transcript has a single exon. Lineage: Eukaryota; Fungi; Ascomycota; Eurotiomycetes; Chaetothyriales; Cyphellophoraceae. The coding region runs from base 1 to 1617 and encodes 538 amino acids. Gene Ontology annotation, molecular function: protein binding. The record is from RefSeq and is a predicted model, not a curated record. Gene Ontology annotation, cellular component: nuclear pre-replicative complex. Gene Ontology annotation, biological process: rRNA processing; DNA-templated DNA replication.